AUGGCGGUGCAACUAUUUGCUACACCUUGUCGGAGGAAAGACUAUGGACGGGGCAACUAUUUGCAACACCUUGUCGGAGAAAAGAUUGGGGGACUAUUUCCACCUUGGCGGGGCAACUAUUUGCAACACCUUGUCGGAGAAAAGACUAUGGCGGGGCAACUAUUUGCAACACCUUGUCGGAGAAAAGACUAUGGCGGGGCAACUAUUUGCAACACCUUGUCGGAGAAAGACUAUGGCGGGGCAACUAUUUGCGACACCUUGUCGGAGAAAAGACUAUGGCGGGGCAACUAUUUGCGACACCUUGUCGGAGGUUGCGGAGAAAAGACUAUGGCGGGGCGACUAUUUGCGACACCUUGUCGGAGGAAAGACUAUGGCGGGGCGACUAUUUGCAACACCUUGUCGGAGAAAAGACUAUGGCGGGGCAACUAUUUGCGACACCUUGUCGGAGAAAAGACUAUGGCAGGGCAACUAUUUGCAACACCUUGUCGGAGAAAAGACUAUGGCGGGGCGACUAUUUGCGACACCUUGUCGGCGGAGACAUGGGGACGAUUUGGAAUUGUCGGAGGGAAGACUAUGGCGGUGCAACUAUUUGCAACACCUUGUCGGAGAAAAGACUAUGGCGGGGCAACCAUUUGCGACACCUUGUCAGAGGAAAGACUACGAUGGGGUAACUAUUUGCGACACCUUGUCGGAGGGAAGACUAUGGCGGGGCAACUAUUUGCAACACCUUGUCGGAGGAAAGACUACGAUGGGGUAACUAUUUGCGACACCUUGUCGGGGGAAAGACGGACUUUUGACACUUGCGGAGGAAAGACUAUGGGAGGGCGACUAUUUGCGACACCUUGUCGGAGGAAAGACUAUGGCGGUGCGACUAUAUGCGACACCUUGUCGGAGGAAAGGCUACGAUGGGGUAACUAUUUGCGACACCUUGUCGGAGAAAAGACUGUGGCGGGGCAACUAUUUGCGACACCUUGUUGGAGGAAAGACUAUAGCGGUGCAACUAUUUGCAACACCUUGUCGGAGAAAAGACUAUGGCAGGGAAACUAUUUGCGACACCUUGCCGCGGGACAGAGGAUGGAAGGUGAAGUCAAAGGCACGGGGUGGCAACUAUUUGCAACACCUUGUCGGAGAAAAGACUAG
This is a messenger RNA of Necator americanus (New World hookworm), 1140 nucleotides long. RefSeq lists its product as uncharacterized. NCBI's taxonomy places the organism in Eukaryota, Metazoa, Nematoda, Chromadorea, Rhabditida, Ancylostomatidae. Bases 1 to 1140 code for a protein of 379 amino acids. The record is from RefSeq and is a predicted model, not a curated record. The transcript has a single exon.